CCCCUUCCUACGGAGCGGUGCCCCGGAAGCGCUGCCGGCUCCCGCAGCACCUCCGGGUCGGGUCCGGCCGCUCCGGGAUGGGGAUGGGAACGGCGGCGGGGCUGCUGCUGCUGUGCUGCGGGGUGCUGGCGCUGGCAGACGAUGGCAGCAUGGUGCAGCUGCCCGGAGGCACCUUCCGGAUGGGAUCCGGCUCCCUGCAGAGGAGCGGCGAGGAGGGACCCGCCAGGGAGGUGACACUGAAGCCGUUUGCUCUGGACAAACACCCGGUGACAAACAGGGACUUCAGGGAGUUUGUCAGAGAAAAGAAAUACAAAACAGAAGCAGAAGCAUUUGGCUGGAGCUUUGUCUUUGAGGAUUUCGUAUCUGAAGAGCUGAAAAAAAAAGUCACCCAAAAGCUGGAGUCAGCCCCGUGGUGGCUGCCCAUAGAGAAGGCAUUUUGGAGACAGCCCUCAGGCCCUGGCUCCAGCAUCAAGGACAGGCUGGAUUACCCAGUGCUGCACGUGAGCUGGAAUGAUGCUCAGGCUUUCUGUGCCUGGAAAGGGAAGCGGCUGCCGUCGGAGGAGGAGUGGGAAUUUGCUGCCAGGGGAGGACUGGAACAAAGGAUGUAUCCUUGGGGAAACAAGUUCCAGCCAAACCGUACAAACCUGUGGCAGGGCGCCUUCCCUCGGGGGGACACGGCUGAGGACGGCUACCACGGCGUCUCCCCAGUGACAGCCUUCCCUGCCCAGAACAGCUACGGGCUCUAUGACCUGCUGGGAAACACCUGGGAAUGGACAGCAUCAGAAUUCCUGACUCCAGGAAGGGCACCCAGGGCUCAGAACAUGCAGGUGCUGAGAGGAGCCUCGUGGAUUGACACUGCGGAUGGCUCUGCAAACCACAGAGCUCGUGUCACCACCAGGAUGGGGAACACAGCAGACUCUGCCUCUGACAACCUCAGCUUCCGCUGCGCUGCCGACAUCCCGCCCGUGGCAGCCUGGAACAGCCAGAGCAAACCCGAGCUCUGAGCUCACCAGGAGCACCUCAGACAUUUUCUCCUGUGGAGAUGAACAGUAACCCCCAGCUGUCACUUCAAUUAAACCCCAGUUGUUUCUCAAAAAUAAUUUCAACCUUUUCAAUGCUGGCGUGUGUGGGUGGGAGCUGUGAUUGGGAUGGCAGGAAGGGGGGUUUGUCUUUAGGGUCAUUUUGGUGUGGGGGAUCCCACAGCUCUCCUGUCCAUGUAGAGCAGAGGGGUGCAUGUGUGGGACUGGGCCAGAGCUGCUCUGACCUGCAGCCCCAGCAAGGGGACACCCACAGCCCCCUGUGACCAUCAGUGUGGGGCUGCCAGGGGAAAAGUGAUGGGGGCACAUCCCUGGAAGUGAGAGUCAUGAUCAGUCCCCACUCCCUUGGGAAGCCCCAGCUUUGGAGCAGUGCUAAGCCUUCCCAGAAGUAAAACAAGGCACCUUCAUUGGCAUUUGAGCAGUGAGAAGAUGAUGUGUGUGAGAGAUGGCACAAACCAGUGCCCUGACUCUCCCAGCACAAAAUCUGAGG
Molecule: messenger RNA, 1527 nt
Organism: Ficedula albicollis (Collared flycatcher)
Lineage: Eukaryota; Metazoa; Chordata; Aves; Passeriformes; Muscicapidae
Gene: SUMF2
Product: sulfatase modifying factor 2
Exons: 9
Coding region: 78-1004 (308 amino acids)
Cellular component (GO): endoplasmic reticulum
Source: RefSeq, a predicted model, not a curated record